AAGAAUCUCUCUUGUGUAGAACAUUGACUUCAGACACCAUAAAGAGGCAAGCGUACGCCCAGCUUGGGGAGUUUUACAACUGCUCAGUCAUUUACUUCCUGAAAGAUAUUGAAGGAGAAGAAGCAGUCUCUUUUCUCUCCCACAGACACAAAUUAUGGACUCAACUACGGAGCAGGUGGCCCAAAACGGGACCCCCGUCUUCUUGGACUCAGAGUUCCGAUAUGUCGCCUUCCCAGUCGUCUAUAGCAUCAUCUUCAUCCUGGGGAUCAUCGCUAACCUCUACGUGUUGUUCGUCCUGCGCUGCCUCCGAGAAUCCAAGGCCAUGGGAGAAAUCCGCAUCUACAUGACAAACUUGACCAUCGCUGACCUCCUUUUCGUGUGUGCCCUUCCCUUCUGGAUUGACUAUUACAGACGGCGCGGCCACUGGAUUUACACGGACUUCAUGUGCCGGGUGACUGGCACGUUGUUCUUCAUCAACACGUACUGCUCCAUCCUUUUCCUCGGCGCCAUCAGCAUCAACCGCUACUGGGCGGUAUCGCGGCCUCUGGAUGUGGCCACCUCAGACCACAGAAGUCGGGGGAUCAUCGUGUCCGUGGUCAUCUGGCUUUUGACCCUUGCGAUUUCUAUUACAUUCCUUGUAUAUCCAGGGACCAAUACUGAUGAUAACAAUGUCACCCGCUGUUUUGAGGGUUACCAUAACAACACUGAUUCAGGGAAGAGAGUAGUUUUUGCCUUUAACCUUGCAAUAGUUGCAGGUUUUUUUCUUGUCUUUUUUGUGGUCGUGGUGUGUAAUUUCCUUAUUGCCCAAGUGUUGCUUUCCAAAAGUCCUCUUCAGAGCUCAAAAGUCCGGUCUGCAACGGUCACGUCAAGAAAGUCUCAACGGGCGGUGUCCUUCUCAUCCAAAAAGCCCAAGGGAGUGAAACGGAGAGCUUUGCAGAUGUUGCUUUCAGUGGUGGGAGUGUUUGUUGUGUGUUUCCUGCCUCAUCAUGUUGUUCAAUGCUUCUGGACACUGGCGGUGUUGCAGAUAGAAACGGACUAUGGCCACGUGGACUGGACCCCGAACACCCGUCAGGCGCUCAACGACGCACAUCAGAUCACUCUGAUUCUAAUGAGCCUGAACUGCAUUUUGGAUCCUGUGGUUUAUUUUUUUGCCACUAAGAAGUUCAAAGGGUUCAUCGUGGCACACAUAAAAAAAAUAGCGAAGGGAGAAGGCUGCUCGAGGACGCUCACCACCGAGAUGUCUGUGCACAGCCAAAGACUGCAGAGUGAGCACCAGGAGCCGGAAAAAAAUUGAUUUAUGCAGAUUUGAUACUUGUACAAAAGUGUGAUCAUUUGUUUCUUUUGUUUAAAAGAGAUCACAUUUUCUUGCCCCUCCAGAACUACAGGCUGUUCCUGUAUUAAUGUAUUGCAGUGUCAUUCUCAAGAAUUUCACAGUUUAUUUCCACACACAGCAUCUGCAAGCUGAUUUGUAUCAGCCACCAUGCCUUCCACUUGUGAGGUUCAGGCUGAACAGAAGUCGUUUAGUAGGAAAAUAACCACGUACAGAUCCUAAUCAUCUCUUUUUUAGUGAGAGUUGAAGAGUUCUCACCGUAGAUUACACACACACACACACACACACACACACACACACACACACACACAUUUCAGUUUAGUGGGCGUGAUGGUCUCACAUCAGACAUGAGUAGAAAAUGUGAAAUUCUUGUCCCUCAUCAAAGCAAUGACAGUUUGUGUUGCUCUUUACUGACGGGUUAUUUCUUGUGUUGCGAAACCAUGGAACAGAAGCAAUAGCGCCUGAGCUACGUUUCCCCUCUGGCAUCCAGUGGUGGUAAAUUCUGUAUUUUAUAUAAGAGUAAAAAUCCCAUGAGUCAGAAUGACAACACUUUCUGUUCUCCACCGUUCUACUCUAUUAUGCCCUAUUCUUACUGCCAGUGAGUUAUGAGGUAUUUUGUAUUAAUUUGUAUGUAUGAAACGUGUUUUUAAUAUAAUUAAACAUUAAAAAAAUGUACUUUCUAAAUUUUACUUUAAUUUUAUUUUAUUCAUAUGAUACAAGUAAAAUAAAAAGACUGUGUCUUACACAUCAACAAACCGAGAGAUCUCUCAGUAUCUCAGGUACAUGCUUCAUGAGACGCACAGAACUGUAGCAAAUAACAGGUUUUAUCAAAAUUGUAGAAAUAAAGUAAAGGAAUGUCCCAUUGGUGUUUUGUUGCAAUAGUGCAAUAUGUUUACCACAUUCAGUAUGUGUCAAAUCAAGCUACUAAAAGAAAACAUACAAUAAACCUCAUUACUCAGGUUGAUGGUCAUGCUGAACUUUCUCUGCAAAUAUUCAACAGCUGAACAAAAUGCUCAGAUCUCCACCUUCACAUCCACGCU
This is a messenger RNA of Pungitius pungitius (ninespine stickleback), 2370 nucleotides long. It is a transcript of the gene ptafr, whose product is annotated as platelet-activating factor receptor. Gene Ontology annotation, molecular function: platelet activating factor receptor activity; G protein-coupled purinergic nucleotide receptor activity. Lineage: Eukaryota; Metazoa; Chordata; Actinopteri; Perciformes; Gasterosteidae. Gene Ontology annotation, biological process: G protein-coupled receptor signaling pathway; chemotaxis. Gene Ontology annotation, cellular component: membrane. The transcript has 2 exons. The record is from RefSeq and is a predicted model, not a curated record. The coding region runs from base 155 to 1294 and encodes 379 amino acids.